Clonostachys solani is the source of this 888-nucleotide messenger RNA. The record is from the annotation of a GenBank genome assembly. NCBI's taxonomy places the organism in Eukaryota, Fungi, Ascomycota, Sordariomycetes, Hypocreales, Bionectriaceae.
AUGAAACUCUUUGAGGAUGCUAGGGACGGAGCCGUUGAGUCGAUAGGCGCGACGGCCCGUUUUACCCCUUCGAAGCUUCCCACACACCGUGAAAUGCUCCGUCUCUUGAGAGAGAACCCGGAAGAUUCCAUCACUAUUGUCGCUAUAGGCCCAUUAACUAAUGUCGCACUUGCUGCGGCUGAGGACCCCGAAACGUUUAUUCGAGUCAGGGAAGUUGUGGUUAUGGGCGGCGCCGUGCAUUGCGAGGGCAACGUGACACCGGUGGCCGAGUUCAACUGUUAUGCCGAGCCUGUUGCCUUUCCCAGCCCGAGCUCAACCAUGUCAUCUUUACACAUCCGGUCAUCAAACCUUCCCAGUUAUCCGCUCAACCUUCCGCGUAGGUUGGAGUUGACACUGGCACCUCUUGAUAUUAUACUGUCGUAUGUGAUGACUAAGUCGUACUUUGAGCAGCAGAUCAAGCCUCAUGUUGAGGCUGGUAGCCCUCUAGCAUUGUGGGCCUCGUCUUUCAUCAUGGCCACGUUUGAUCAAAUCGCGUCGCUGCAGGCAAACGAUAAGGAGCCUGAGUUAGCCUUGCACGAUCCCCUCACCAUCUGGCACGCCAUGACUCGAGACCAAGGUGGGUGGGAGACUACGAUAAAGCCCGAGGAUUUGCGUGUUGAAACGACGGGUGAAUGGACCAGGGGCAUGCAUAUCGUAGAUAAACGAAACAGGAAAAUUGCUGAUGAUGGCUCUACUCUGACGCGAGUCGGCUCGGAGGCCACGGAUAACAUUCUUGGGGAUGAUAUGGGAUGGCUGAACCCAAGCAAAGGAAAUAGGAUCAAACCCCUGAUCAAGUCACCGGGAGCUGACCUUUUCAGGGAACACUGGAUGCAGAGGGUAUUCGGAUAG